Medicago truncatula (barrel medic) is the source of this 618-nucleotide messenger RNA. RefSeq names its product transcription termination factor 4, mitochondrial-like. The record is from RefSeq and is a predicted model, not a curated record. NCBI's taxonomy places the organism in Eukaryota, Viridiplantae, Streptophyta, Magnoliopsida, Fabales, Fabaceae. The transcript is spliced from 2 exons. Bases 1 to 618 code for a protein of 205 amino acids.
AUGGAUCGGAGAGAAAAGUUGGGAGUUAUUGCUGAAGCAGCUUAUCGCACGGAAGCAACGGAGUUUUUGGAGGAGAAUCUUGAGAUUCCAUCAUAUCCAGAAAUUGUCUUCCCCAUUAAACUUCAAUUAUGGGCAAAGGCUUCAGAAAAAGGAAAACCGGAUGGAGGAAAAGGAAGAAAGGGUAGAAUGUACGGUCUUGGGCCGUUAGCCGACAAUGUGGUACAUGUAGAUUUGUUCUAUGUUCCUCCUCCACCAGAGUCAUCAUCUCGUUCUAGAGAGCUGCCUCUUGAGAUGCAAGCAAUGAUACAACGAAUGAACCAGGAGUUGCAAUCUCAAAAGGAGACAUUGGCAAAGAAAGAAGAAUCGGCGAAUGAGUUAAGGGAAUUGAUGGCCAAACAGGCCGAGGAAAUGAGAAAACUCAAAAGGAUGGUUACAAAAAGGAUGGGUGGCAUGAAGAGUAGGAAGACAUUGGAAUCAUCGUCGCCAUUGAGUCAAUCAUCACCAUCGGUUCAAGAAGACCGAACACAUGACGACGACAAUGAUGAUGAUGAUAAGGACGAGGAUGAGGACGAGGACGAGGACGAGGAGGAGGAGAGGGAUGAUGAUCAUAACGAGUAA